Molecule: messenger RNA, 1093 nt
Organism: Tilletiopsis washingtonensis
Lineage: Eukaryota; Fungi; Basidiomycota; Exobasidiomycetes; Entylomatales
Product: Aminomethyltransferase folate-binding domain-containing protein
Exons: 3
Coding region: 36-1049 (337 amino acids)
Cellular component (GO): mitochondrial matrix
Molecular function (GO): protein binding
Source: RefSeq, a predicted model, not a curated record
CUCUCUCUCCCCCACCUCCCUCCCUCCAGUGCGCCAUGUUCGCCACCGUGCCUCUCCUCUCGCCGCGCGCGCUGCUCUCCCUGCGCGGGCCCGCCGCGCAGUCUCUCCUGCACGGCCUCUUCACUUCCCCCGUCUCCUCCCUCACUGCGCCCGUCCACGGCGCCCUGCUGCACGCAAACGGGCGCAUCCUCUCUCCCGCCUUCGUGCAUCCUUACCCGGAUCGCGCAUCAGAUUCGCCGGAUGUGCUGCUCGACAUCCAUGAAGCCAUGGCAGAAGAGGUGACGGCGCACAUCAAGCGGUACAAGCUCAGGAGCAAGGUCAAGGUGGAGAGGGAGCAGGCGUGGAAGGUCGCAGUGGAUGUUGAGGACCAGGAGGCGAAGCGGGAGGGCGCAUUUGUGGACAUGAGAGCACCGGGACUGGGCAGUCGACGGCUGGUGCGGGCCGAGGACGAGUCUGCCGCUUCCUCGCUCGAAGCCUACACGCUCCGUCGUUCGCUCCUCGGCGUGGCCGAGACGCCAGAAGAGCUUGUGCCGGGUCAAGCGCUGCCCUUAGAAGCUUCGUUGGAGCUGCAGCACGGCGUCGACUUCCGCAAGGGCUGCUAUGUAGGCCAGGAGCUCACGGCGAGGACACAUCACACGGGCGUGGUCAGGAAGCGCGUGGUGCCCGUGCUGCUUUACGAGCUGGAUGGAGCCAUGCCGGACAUCCCGACGGCCGAGCAAAUAGCGCACUCCUCCGCCUCCUUCUCCUCCCUCUCUGCCUCGCACGCGCUCCCAGCAAGCGGCGCUGAAGUGCGUUCCGUCCCACUCUCCCCCUCCAGCGCCUCCUCUGCGCCUCCACGGCGCGGCAAAGCGGCCGGUCGACUCCUCUCGGUGCAACCGGGCGGCGUGGGACUUGCGCUGUUGAGGCUGGAACAGGUCAGGAGAGUGGGAAAGAGCGCAGAGGACAAUGGCCUCAGCAUGAGUGUUGAUGUGGAGGGAAAGAGCGUCGGCGUGCGCCCGUGGUUGCCGCAUUGGUGGCCUGCUGAGGUGCGGGAAGGGGAGAAGGAAUGAAGAGAAGCAAUUCGCAACCCAGGUCACUCUGACCUCGACUGAGC